Messenger RNA from Kickxella alabastrina, 918 nucleotides. RefSeq lists its product as uncharacterized. The transcript is spliced from 2 exons. Gene Ontology annotation, cellular component: membrane; cytoplasm. Lineage: Eukaryota; Fungi; Kickxellomycota; Kickxellomycetes; Kickxellales; Kickxellaceae. Bases 211 to 918 code for a protein of 235 amino acids. The record is from RefSeq and is a predicted model, not a curated record.
CCGGCUCAUGACCUCCGGCCCGAUUCGCAACACUGGCCGGGGGAAAAGUGCUCUUUCCCAAGGAUAGCAUUAGCAUCAAUUAAAAAGGUUCCUUUUUCCUCUUCUUUUCCGUUCUCAUCAUUCUAUUUCUAUUUCUUUUUGACUUUUGCAGUGCUGAAUUCACCCUUUGAUAUCCAUAUUAUCCUUUAUUUUUGAAAAUUGCGUUUUUGAAUGGCAGCCUUCUUCAGAUUCUGGACGCGGCAGGCCGAAGCACGGCCCUUUGUCACAGUGGCGGCCACCGAGGCGUGCCUGUCCGCAUGCGGCGACCUGCUUGCGCAGACAAUAGGCAUGCACAUAUCCAAAAAGGCCGACGACCCGCAGCCAUCCAAAGGGUACGAUCUCUGGCGGACCUCCCGAUUCGUGCUCUUCUCCACAUGCGUCUCCCCACUGGGCGUACGCUGGCACCGGUUCCUCGACCGGCGGUUCCCGAUCCGGUCGCAAAACACGUCGGAGCAGGGCCAGGCUGCGCGACAAAUCGGCAAGCGUCUAAUCUACGACGUUUUGCUUUACGAGCCCACCAUGUACGCGCUGUUCUUUGGGUCAAUGGCGGUGUUGGAGGGCGGCGGGAUCACUGACGUGAAGUAUCGUAUUGGCGCGCUUUUUUGGCCGACUUAUACUACGGGGCUGAUGAUUUCGCCGAUUAUUCAGUCGGUCAAUUUCGCAUUUGUGCCGCUUAUUUAUCGGGUGCCGUUUGGGAGCUGCUUUGACCUGUUCUGGGACUCGUAUUUGAGCUGGGUCAAUAAUGAGAAGUUAGCCAUGAUAGAGGACAACGACGGAGGUGGAGGAGGAGGAGGAGGAGGAAGGGGAGAGCUGGCUGAGACAGAAGAAGUGAGUAUUGCCAGUGGCAUUGUCCUGGCAGACGCUGCAAAGGACAACUAG